Schistosoma turkestanicum is the source of this 1929-nucleotide messenger RNA. NCBI's taxonomy places the organism in Eukaryota, Metazoa, Platyhelminthes, Trematoda, Strigeidida, Schistosomatidae. The record is from the annotation of a GenBank genome assembly.
AUGGUUGACGAUUACAAGAAAACACUUAAAGUUACUUGGUUAACAGAUCCACAAAAUUCUCAUCCACCAUUAAUUCCAGUCAGUUGUCUAACAUAUGAUAAUCUUUUAAAUAAAGCAAUUUUAAGCAAAGAUGAUGAUUUUAAACUAUAUGUUAAUAAAUAUUCGAAACAAGAACAAUGUCUACUUGGUGAUCCUGAUAUGCGUCAUAUUAAAAAAGGUGAUAUAAUACAGAUUCAACGUCGUGGUUUCUACAUUUGUGAUGCACCCUAUGAAUCAGUUUGUUUAGCUACUGGCCACGAAUCUCCCUGUGUUUUAAUUAACAUUCCGGAUGGUUCUUCUAAAGAUGAUACUGCUGUUACCAAGUCUGAAACUGUGUCAUCUGCAAAAUCAGGAUCUGUCAAAACCAAUAAAGUUGUCAAACUAGAUAAUCUGACACCGGAAGAAGCAGCUAAAGCAGCUGAACUACAACGUCGAAAAGAAGAAAAGAAAGAGGCAAGAAAAGAGGGCAAGCUAAAAGCUAAACAACAACAAAAAACAUUAGAAAAUGAAUCAAAAACAACCGCAACUAACGAUGAAAAUACGGCCAAUAAUAGUAAAUCAAUUCCUGACAAGUUGACAAAUGCAGAGCAAUUCAAUCACAUUGAUUCAACGAAAUGCGAACAAUCGAAGUUAGAAGCUUCAAAAGUGGUCAAAUCUGAAAAGGAAAAAGAGCUUUUAUCGAAAAAAUCUGGAACUAAAAAACAAUCUAAAUUAGCUCUCGAAGCAUCAAGAGAAACUCACUUCUCUGAUUGGUAUUCCGAACUAAUUGUAAAAUCUGAAUUACUAGACUAUUAUGAUAUCAGUGGAUGUUAUGUUAUUCGUCCAUGGGCUUAUCAUAUAUGGCAGUCCAUUCAACGGUUUAUGGAUGAAAAACUCGAAGUGAUGGGCGUAGAAAAUGCUUAUUUCCCAAUGUUUGUCUCAAAAUCAGCAUUAGAAUGUGAAAAAAAGCAUAUUGCUGAUUUCGCACCUGAAGUUGCUUGGGUGACAAAAUCAGGUAAUACAGAUCUAAUGGAGCCAAUUGCUAUUCGACCAACUAGUGAAACAGUAAUGUAUCCAACAUUUGCUAAAUGGAUUCAAUCUCAUCGAGAUUUACCACUUCGUAUUAAUCAGUGGAGUAAUGUUGUCCGAUGGGAAUUUAAGCACCCACAACCUUUUCUACGUACACGUGAAUUCCUCUGGCAAGAAGGACAUACUGCUUUUGCAGACAAAGCCGAUGCAGAAGCUGAAGUCCGCCAAAUAUUGGACCUAUAUGCUGAAGUUUAUGAAUAUCUGCUUGCAGUUCCUGUGGUCAAAGGGCGUAAAACUGAUCAUGAAAAAUUCCCUGGUGGAGAUUAUACAACAACUGUCGAGAUAUAUAUUGAUGGUAAUGGACGUGCAAUUCAAGGUGCUACAUCACAUCAUUUAGGUCAAAAUUUUAGUCAUAUGUUCAAUGUUACAUAUGAUCAUCCAGUAACUGGAAAGCCGGCUUAUGUUUAUCAAAAUUCAUGGGGAUUAACUACUCGUACACUAGGUGUUGUAGUUAUGGUACAUAGUGAUGACAAAGGUCUUGUACUGCCACCGAGAGUUGCACCAUAUCAGCAUGUAUUGAAUGUCAUUGUUGAGCCUGGUGCACCAGCUAUGGGCGCAAAAAGUUUAUGCAUCCCAUUCGCUUGUGAUUUCAAUCCAACUUUGGUAUGUGGUAGUCCACUGCCUGAUACACCAUGUUUCAAUCGUCCACAUUGUUCACGUAAAGCAAUGUAUUAUACAUUGUUUGGCAGAAGUUAUUAAGAAGAACUCUCAUAAUUUGUUUGUGUGUAUAAUGUAAAAUAAGAACCAAUUUUUAUUUACAAUGAAAAGCAAUGAUUUUUUUUGUUUUUAUCUUGACAAAUAAAGUCAUUUUGGAUCUCAAUA